Molecule: messenger RNA, 565 nt
Organism: Ipomoea nil (Japanese morning glory)
Lineage: Eukaryota; Viridiplantae; Streptophyta; Magnoliopsida; Solanales; Convolvulaceae
Exons: 1
Coding region: 76-390 (104 amino acids)
Cellular component (GO): chloroplast
Source: RefSeq, a predicted model, not a curated record
UAAUUGGUGACAUUAUAUUGUGCAAAACAUCAAAAAAGCAGAGCUAGCUAGCUGAGAAUCUGAGAUAUAUCAUAUAUGGCAUCUUUGAACUUGUUCUUUUCUCCGGCGGCCGCCAAACAAAGGAGAGUGUACACGGCGGCUACCGCCGCCAAAAGCUCCGGCGGAAGCGGCGAGGAGAAGGGGCUGCUGGACUGGAUCCUUGGAGGACUGCAGAAGGAAGACCAGCUGCUGGAGACUGACCCAAUCUUGAAAAAGGUCGAGGGGAAAAGCAGCGCCACCACCGCCACGGUGGCCGGCCGCCGGAAGUCGGUGGCUGCUCCUCCACCCAAGAGUAAUGCCAAUGGCGGCGUCUUCGGCGGCUUCGGUGGCCUCUUUGCAAAGAAAGAAUAAUGAUUAGUCUUGUGUUUAUUCCAUAUAUAAAGACUUUAAUUUGUUUAAUCGUCCAUGCAUGCAUGCAAUUCAUACCAUGUAUAAUUUGAUUUACGAAAAAAUUAAAUCUGUAGUCAAUACAGUAAGGGUGUACGAACUUCAAUUCAAUUAUAGUGUUCAUUUCUUCUCGUAUGAA